AAGAAAUGAAUGGUGGUUUUCUGUCAACGUGAUAACAAAAAACACUGCAAUAUUUAAACGAAUUUAUAUCAUUUUAUUACUCUACGCGUGAAUUAGUUAUAUUAUAAAACAUUCGAAAAAAUCAUGGCGUCUAAAGUAACAUUCAAAAUCACCUUAACUUCUGAUCCGAAAUUGCCUUUCAAAGUAUUAAGUGUUCCAGAAGCUACACCAUUUACAGCUGUAUUGAAAUUCGCUGCUGAGGAAUUCCAAGUACCUCCUGCCACAUCUGCAAUCAUCACCGAUGACGGGAUAGGAAUCAACCCUCAACAAACAGCUGGUAACGUAUUUUUGAAACACGGAUCGGAACUGAGGCUCAUUCCUAGAGAUAGAGUAGGCAAUAUAUUGUAGAUUAAGUACUAUAUUUUUUGUUGUAUAUUUUUUAAAAUUUUUAUUAAUGUUUGUCUACGAAUAAACUAUUUAUUUGUAAAAUAA
This is a messenger RNA of Phyllotreta striolata, 471 nucleotides long. NCBI's taxonomy places the organism in Eukaryota, Metazoa, Arthropoda, Insecta, Coleoptera, Chrysomelidae. The record is from the annotation of a GenBank genome assembly.